AUGAGCACUGUCGAAGAACCACAAACAUCUACAUCGUCAUCAGCAUGUAGAGAAAUGAGUUUUGCGGAAAGGCAAGCUGAACGCAUGAAAAGAUUACGUUCUCUCCAUACGGCUAGAAAUGAAGCUAGAAGUCACAACCAUCAAGAAGUUGUCGCAGAAGAGGCUAGAAACAAACUGCCUCCCAAUUACGAAGCAAAACGACGACAGGCAGAAUGGUUGUUGGAGGACCAGAAAAAGCGUGAAGAAGCUGCUAAACAAGGUAAAGAAUAUGACAGAGUGAAAUUAUUGAAUAUAUCUGCAGUAGAAGCUGAAAGGCUUGAGCGUAAAAAAAAGAAAAAGAAUCCCGAUCAAGGUUUUUCUACGUAUGAACAAGCAACAGUCAGACAGUAUAAUAGACUUGUAAAGAAUAUGCCAACAACUGAUAUGGAACAAUAUGAAAAACAGAAACAAAAAUAUGGCGAUGCAUUUUAUGGUGGACCAAAUGUUAUAAUACAUGGCAUGCAUGAAGAUCGAAAAGAAGCAGUAGAUAAAAUGGUUAAUGAUUUAGAAGGACAGAUUGCUAAACGUGCGAAAUAUUCACGACGUCGUAUUCACAAUGAUGAUGCAGACAUUGACUACAUUAAUGAAAGAAAUGCCAAGUUCAACAAGAAAUUGGAAAGAUUCUAUGGAGAGCACACAGCGGAAAUUAAACAAAAUUUGGAAAGAGGGACUGCUAUAUAA
Molecule: messenger RNA, 720 nt
Organism: Parnassius mnemosyne (clouded apollo)
Lineage: Eukaryota; Metazoa; Arthropoda; Insecta; Lepidoptera; Papilionidae
Source: the annotation of a GenBank genome assembly